UUAUUUAUGCCACAUCUCUCACUAUAAUACUUCUUGACAUUUCACGCUAGUACCUCCUAGUAUAAGUUAAGUACUCCCCACUCUAGUCCUAUCAUUAACGUGCAUCACUAGUGUUCCAACAGACAAAAUGGCGGAAGAAGAAGUAGGAGAAGAGUACCUUUUCAAGAUUGUGGUUAUAGGGGACUCUGCUGUUGGCAAAUCCAACUUGCUGUCGCGUUUUGCCCGUGAUGAGUUUGACCACAACUCUAAGGCCACCAUUGGAGUUGAGUUCCAAACCCAAGUAGUGGAAAUUGAUGGCAAGGAAAUUAAGGCCCAAGUUUGGGACACAGCUGGUCAAGAACGUUUUCGGGCAGUCACUUCUGCUUAUUAUAGAGGUGCUGUUGGGGCUCUCAUUGUUUAUGAUAUUAGCAGAAAGACCACUUUUGAGAAUAUCAAAUGUUGGCUUGAUGAACUCAACACCCACUGUGAUACAACAGUUGCAAGGAUGCUUGUUGGAAACAAGUGUGAUCUGGAGAACAUCAGAGAUGUGAGUAUAGAGGAAGGAAAAAACCUUGCAGAAGAGGAAGGAUUAUUCUUUAUUGAAACAUCUGCUCUGGACUCUACUAAUGUCAAAACAGCCUUUGAAAUUGUCAUCCGCGAGAUAUACAAAAAUUUGAGCCGGAAAGUUCUCAAUUCUGAUUCAUACAAGGCAGAAUUAUCAGUCAAUCGGGUUAGCCUUGCCAAUGGAACCGACAUGUCAAAGCAAAACGCAUCGUGCUGUUCCAGAUAGUAUUUUACGAUUAUUAUUAUGUGGAUCUUUAGUCUCUUUACCUUUUUAGACACUUAUCCUGCCCUGAAUUUAAGCUGGGCAGUUUCUCAAGGGUGCAUGUCGUGUUACGUUUAGUUCAUUGCUGUGUUACUUGCAGUCUUGCAACUAAGGGGUGCAGUACGCAAUAGCCCCAACAAGGUAUAAUUGUAUCUUUACGAGGCAACAGAAUAAAUAUUUGAGAAACGAUUGAGUUUUGACAAAA
This is a messenger RNA of Nicotiana attenuata, 1010 nucleotides long. Its product is annotated as ras-related protein RABA5b-like. Gene Ontology annotation, molecular function: GTPase activity; GTP binding. NCBI's taxonomy places the organism in Eukaryota, Viridiplantae, Streptophyta, Magnoliopsida, Solanales, Solanaceae. The transcript is spliced from 2 exons. The coding region runs from base 128 to 769 and encodes 213 amino acids. The record is from RefSeq and is a predicted model, not a curated record. Gene Ontology annotation, cellular component: endosome.